This is a messenger RNA of Lingula anatina, 498 nucleotides long. RefSeq lists its product as uncharacterized. Gene Ontology annotation, molecular function: ATP binding; protein binding; transmembrane receptor protein tyrosine kinase activity. Gene Ontology annotation, cellular component: signaling receptor complex; plasma membrane. Lineage: Eukaryota; Metazoa; Brachiopoda; Lingulata; Lingulida; Lingulidae. The record is from RefSeq and is a predicted model, not a curated record. Gene Ontology annotation, biological process: multicellular organism development; cell surface receptor protein tyrosine kinase signaling pathway; protein phosphorylation.
CGCUUGCCAAUUCGCUGGAUGUCCCCAGAAGCUCUGUUUGACAAUAUAUAUUCCACACAGUCUGACGUCUGGGCUUAUGGAGUCUUGCUCUGGGAGAUUGUCACAUUGGGUUCCAGUCCCUACCCUGGUAUGUCAGCCAAGCAGGUGAUGGAAGCUGUAACUGAGGGUUACAGGAUGCCACAACCACCACACUGUUCACUGGGCAUGUAUAUCAUCAUGUUGUCCUGCUGGGAAGAAGUCCCAAGUUCAAGGUCAACAUUCAAAGACAUUGUUAACUCCUUGGACAUCCUCCUGGCCUCUGACAGCGAUGUUCUUACUCUUGGAAAGUUUGAGGAGAAAUUGUACGAGGACAUUGACAAGUACAAUGCAGAAGAAAAAUGUUGAAGAAUAUUUCAAAUACAUGUGGUCUCACUUGGGCAUUAGUAUACAUUGCAGCUUUGGACAGUAUUUGUUUGUGUUUAAUGAAAUAGGCAUAGUGAAUAUAUACCUGUAUUUAAA